AUGAAGCGGACCCUGGAAGAUUUCUUUGGGGGUAGAAAAGCCCUAAAGAAAGGCACAACCAGCAACCCAGCUCUCAGCAAUGGCAGUGCUAGCAGCAGCAGCCCAGCGUCAGCUUUCAGCAGCGGUAGCAGCGGCAGCCCAGCGUCAGCUUUCAGCAGCGGUAGCAGCGGCAGCUCAGCGUCAGCCCUCAGCAGCAGUAGCAGCGGCAGCCCAGCGUCAGCUUUCAGCAGCGGUAGCAGCAGCAGCCCAGCGUCAGCUUUCAGCAGCGGUAGCAGCAGCAGCCCAGCGUCAGCUUUCAUCAGCGGUAGCAGCGGCAGCCCAGCGUCAGCUUUCAGCAGCGGUAGCAGCGGCAGCUCAGCGUCAGCCCUCAGCAGUGGUAGCAGCGGUAGCAGUGGCAGCCCAGCGUCAGCUUUCAGCAGCGGUAGCAGCAGCAGCCCAGCGUCAGCUUUCAUCAGCGGUAGCAGCAGCAGCCCAGCGUCAGCUUUCAGCAGCGGCAGCUCAGCGUCAGCCCUCAGCAGCAGUAGCAGCGGCAGCCCAGCGUCAGCUUUCAGCAGCGGCAGCUCAGCGUCAGCCCUCAGCAGCAGUAGCAGCGGCAGCCCAGCGUCAGCUUUCAGCAGCGGUAGCAGCAGCAGCCCAGCGUCAGCUUUCAGCAGCGGUAGCAGCGACAGCUCAGCGUCAGCCCUCAGCAGCGGUAGCAGUAGCAGCGGUAGCAGCAGCAGCCCAGCACGUGCCGUGCUGGGGCGGCGCAUCAUCAGUCCCAACCUAUAUCCUCGGUCCUACUUCUACUUGCGAAGUGUGGCACGGUCGAACGUGUCAUCACACACGUGUAGGUAA
Alosa alosa (allis shad) is the source of this 834-nucleotide messenger RNA. Its product is annotated as putative protein TPRXL. The record is from RefSeq and is a predicted model, not a curated record. The transcript has 3 exons. Lineage: Eukaryota; Metazoa; Chordata; Actinopteri; Clupeiformes; Clupeidae. The coding region runs from base 1 to 834 and encodes 277 amino acids.